AAUUUAUAUCUACUACAGUUAGUACUGCAGAGUAUACUUGUACACAUUGAAGGUUUACAGCAGCAUAGUAACCAAUCAACACAGAGCAGUUACAGGAAGUGAAGUGCAGCUACUGUUCAACUGUCUCAGUCCUCUCAAGAUGUCCUCAGAUAUUUAUGCCAAACCAGAUUUCUCAAAGAAGGUGAGAUACAACAGAAAGGUGCAGGAGGACAACGUAGAGUGGGAAGAAAGAACGGUGGCUAUUUACGAGAGUACAGACGAUAUCAGAGAUGAUCACACUGAUCUUCAGUCACACGACGGAGGACCGCACACUGAGAAUCAUCCUCCAGCCGUCCAAAGCAGGCCUUUCAGAGCUGCUGCAUUUUGUCUUGGAGUGCUGUGCUUUCUGACCAUAACUGGAAUCAUCCUCCUAUACAUACGUUUCACUUUGGAAAAAGACCAGCUGCAGACCAGAUACGACAAACUGUACAACAACUAUAACGAGGUCAAGGGACAAAUUUCAGAUAUGGCAGUGAACAUCAGUCAGUUACAGAGCAGUUACGAGACACUGAGGAAAAAUCACAGCCAGUUACAGGAUGAAGUAAAGCAGCUGAAGGACAAAAUUAAAGAGAAGUGUUGUCCUGAAGGAUGGAAGAGAUUUGGAUUCAGCUGUUACUUUAAAUCCAAUGAGACGAAAACUUGGUCUGACAGCAGAAGAGACUGUCAAAGUAGAGGAGCAGAUCUGGUGAUCAUAAACAACAAAGAGGAACAGAAAUGUGUCAUUGAGUUGAACAAGGGUGGAGACUCCUGGAUUGGUCUUAGGGCCAUAGAAAGAUUUAUAAAAACAGGACGGGAAUGGAAACGGAAAUGGGAAUGGAAAUGGGUGGACAGCUCGCCGCUGACAAAAAUGUUCGGGGCAGCCGGAUUUUCACACCAGCCCUGGGACCAGUACGCUGCAGCAUGCUGCGAUCAACAAGGAAAAUGGACACAUAGCAGAUAUGAUGAUCAAAAGAACUGGAUCUGUGAGAAAGAGAUUUCCUGUAUUCCUUCAUGACAGAGGGGUGUGU
This is a messenger RNA of Micropterus salmoides (largemouth bass), 1046 nucleotides long. Its product is annotated as CD209 antigen-like protein E. Lineage: Eukaryota; Metazoa; Chordata; Actinopteri; Centrarchiformes; Centrarchidae. The transcript has 7 exons. Bases 140 to 1033 code for a protein of 297 amino acids. The record is from RefSeq and is a predicted model, not a curated record.